AACAGUUACUUUGAAUACCAUAAAGCUGCCAAUUCUUAAAGUUUUUCAAUUUUCACAAGAUACGAAGAUAGCAGACCUAAUGAUAUGUUUCAGCAAAGGCAAGAAAAGAAAUUUUAAAAAGAGUUUGGAGAACCAGGUCACAUUUCAGCAAUAUCUCAAGUCCUACACUUUGCAAGAUUUUUCUUCACUCAGAGUAAAAAUUGGCAUUAUACAAAAACUAUUUUCUGAUGGAAGCUUGGAGAG
Messenger RNA from Acaulospora morrowiae, 243 nucleotides. The record is from the annotation of a GenBank genome assembly. Lineage: Eukaryota; Fungi; Glomeromycota; Glomeromycetes; Diversisporales; Acaulosporaceae.